Messenger RNA from Annulohypoxylon maeteangense, 2009 nucleotides. Its product is annotated as MFS general substrate transporter. Gene Ontology annotation, molecular function: transmembrane transporter activity. The coding region runs from base 229 to 1887 and encodes 552 amino acids. The record is from RefSeq and is a predicted model, not a curated record. Lineage: Eukaryota; Fungi; Ascomycota; Sordariomycetes; Xylariales; Hypoxylaceae. Gene Ontology annotation, biological process: transmembrane transport. The transcript has 5 exons.
CCUUAUGCAGGAGUCCUUUGAAAUCCUUGCUCAUGCCGGCAUCUCAACCAUGGAAAGCUAUAAUGAGGGGAUGUGUAGUCAGUGCUUAUGUAUCAGUCUAGAUUCUCCAACCCCGAUCAGUGUAUAUCAAAUAUCGUGUCCCCGAGGACGCGUCUGAGUCAGUAAGGUUAAUUAUUUUUGUCAAAUUAUAGGAUUAAGAUAUUCUUCGCGUUUGAACAAGUUGACAAGAUGCCUUGGGGAAUACUUGAGGAUACGCUCAUGGACCAUGUCCCCGGCACAAUCAUACUUGCCGAUCAGUCUGAUGUACCAGAGGAAUAUCGAAACAUCUCCCGAGAUCUACUCAAGCACGGUACUGGGAGGCACUCGCAUAUCAUAUUAGCCCCUCAGCCAACCGACUCCCCUAAUGACCCUCUUAACUGGCCAACAUGGAAAAAAGACGUUAUUCUCGUCAUCGUCGGUCUAUCCGCUGGUGUUGUUGGUGCAUACGGUCCAAUGCUUUCACCAGGUUUCGUCGAGAUCGCUGCAGCGCUCGGUAUUACGGUCAAUACACUAUCGCAAGCAACGGCCUGGGUAGUCUUGAUGAUCGGCCUCUCGCUGUUCCUGUUCAACCCUCUGGCUAAAAAGAUUGGGCGGCGACCGGUAUAUAUUCUGUCGAGCAUCAUCAUGCUUUCUGGGAGUAUCUGGGGAGCUCUUGCGAAAGAUUAUAGCAGCUUCUUGGGUAGCAGAAUCUGGAGCGGUCUGGGCAUGGCUCCGUAUGAAGUCCUUGUCCAGUGCACCAUAGCUGACACCUAUUACGUGCAUCAACGUGCAACCAGAAUUGCGAUCUGGAACAUGUUCUUGUUGUGUGGUAUCAGCGGCGGCGCCCUCAUCGCUGGCUAUAUCAUCCAGGAUCAAGGUUGGCAGUGGACUUUGAUUUGGUGUGCUAUUCUUUUCGGCAUCUUACUCCCUCUAGUCAUCCUUUUCGUCCCCGAAACAGCAUACAGAAGGAAGUCAUAUGAACAACAACUAGCAGACCAAGGCGCCACUAGCCAAAAGACAAAAUUGGAGGCUUCGGAGAAGAAAGAAAUAUCAUCUGGACAAGAUGAGAAUGCGAAUGCAGAAACGAUAGAAACCGGAGUGGUGACAGAACGUAAAGAAUCAUACCUACAAAGUCUGAGACCGUGGGGUGGUAUCUAUACCGAUACACCCCUCUGGAAGAUUUUCCUGCGUCCAAUGGUGAUCUUCUUCUACCCGGCCGUCCUUUGGGGAUUCUUGCUUUAUGGAAUAACUUUGUCCUGGAUAGUUGUCUUCAGCGUCGUCAACGCCGUGAUCUUCACCGCACCGCCAUAUAACUUCUCAGUUUCCGAAACGGGUCUCAUUUCGCUCUCCCCUUUUAUUCUUACCCUCAUUGGAGAGCUCAUUUCUGGACCAUUGAACGAUUGGAUUUGCAUGUACUUGGCCAAGAAGAACCACGGAAUCUAUGAGCCCGAGUUCCGACUGCCACCUAUUAUCAUUUCAUUCCUGAUUGGUAUCGUGGGCUUCUUCGGAUUCGGUGCUACUGUCCACUUUCAAACCCACUGGUCCGGGCCCGUUUUAUGUUUUGGAUUGGCAAAUAUGAGUCUCGCCUUAUCUAAUGCGAGUGUUUUCGGAUAUAUCAUCGAUUCUCAUAAAGAGUUGAGUGAAGAAGCAUUUGUGGCAAUCAAUGCCCGAAACCUGCUCACUUUCGGUCUAACCUACUUCGUCAACGAUUGGCUAGCAAGAGAUGGCGUCCUAAGCGUGUUCAAUGUGCUUGGAGGCGUAUUUAUCGCUGUCAAUCUUUUCACGAUUCCGUUGUGGAUUUUCGGGAAGCGGAUUCGUAGCUACAUCGCGAGGAAUAAGACCCUGCAUGGAUUUAUGCACGAGGAUUAGAGCUAUAGAUGGUUGUCGAAAUGUAUUAUUGGACGAGUAGUUAGGAUAAUAUAAGUUGAUAUAAGUUGGUAUAUGAUUUAGUACAUAUGAAUUUGCUUCAAUAAAGACGAGAUAAAGAUGAG